Messenger RNA from Budorcas taxicolor (takin), 2689 nucleotides. It is a transcript of the gene NKIRAS2, whose product is annotated as NFKB inhibitor interacting Ras like 2. The coding region runs from base 134 to 709 and encodes 191 amino acids. Gene Ontology annotation, biological process: canonical NF-kappaB signal transduction. Gene Ontology annotation, molecular function: GTPase activity; GTP binding. Lineage: Eukaryota; Metazoa; Chordata; Mammalia; Artiodactyla; Bovidae. The transcript is spliced from 4 exons. The record is from RefSeq and is a predicted model, not a curated record.
CCAGACGGAGCCUGGAUCGACGCAGAGGAAGAUCCGAGUGUUUGCCGCGGUGCUGCCCCACCCCUGGUCCCUGGGAGCCUGGGGGGGCCCGGCUGUGCUGCUGCGAGGGCCCUAGGAGGGUUGAAAGCUAAGCAUGGGGAAGAGCUGCAAGGUGGUCGUGUGUGGCCAGGCUUCUGUGGGCAAGACUUCAAUCCUGGAGCAGCUUCUGUACGGAAACCAUGUAGUGGGUUCUGAGAUGAUCGAGACGCAGGAGGACAUCUACGUGGGCUCCAUUGAGACUGACCGGGGGGUCCGGGAGCAGGUGCGUUUCUACGACACCCGGGGGCUCCGAGACGGGGCCGAGUUGCCCCGGCACUGCUUCUCCUGCACUGACGGCUAUGUCCUGGUCUACAGCACGGACAGCCGGGAGUCCUUUCAGCGCGUGGAGCUGCUCAAGAAGGAGAUUGACAAAUCCAAGGACAAGAAGGAGGUCACCAUUGUGGUCCUCGGCAACAAGUGUGACCUGCAGGAGCAGCGGCGUGUAGACCCGGACGUGGCUCAGCACUGGGCCAAGUCGGAGAAGGUGAAGCUGUGGGAGGUGUCAGUGGCUGACCGCCGUUCACUGCUGGAGCCCUUCGUCUACCUGGCCAGCAAGAUGACCCAGCCCCAGAGCAAGUCUGCCUUCCCCCUAAGCCGCAAGAACAAGGGCAGCGGCUCCUUGGAUGGCUGAUGUGGUGCCUUCCCAGCCCUGGAAGUUGGGUUGGGGGAAAGGGGGGGUUUAGGUGAGCUUUGCUUCCCAGUCAAGGUGGGGAGCUCACCACUAGGCCAGGCAGCUGGGCUGUCCGAGGCUCAGGUCGCUUUUGCUCCCUCCCAGCUCUGGGAAUUGCUGACAGUCUAGGUUAGCACCGCCAACCCCCCCAGCCCCCAUCAUAUCUGCCCUGUGGUGACUGGGGUAGUUGUGGGUCACUGUCCCUUUUACCUGCCAGGGGAGGAAGCAGAGCUCUAUGCAGAGGUGCCGCAUCUGGGGUCUGCUUCCUAUCACAGGGACCUCCCACUUCCUGGUUUCCUGCCAGUGUCUAUUCUCUCUCUCUUACGUGUACACACCCCCUGUUCAGGAAGCCUCUACAUACACACACCCACACCCACACCCUCCCACCCAUACACACACACACAAACACACACACACAAACACGGCAUCAGCCUGGACAUGUAUCUGUGUAGAUGUGCAUGUGUGUGUUCUGGUGUUUGGGUCUCACACACACACACACACACACUUACGGCACCAGCCUGGACUCUAGAGUAAGGGCGUCCACAUAUCUGUCUGUAGAUGUGCACGUGUAUGUGCUGGUGUUUGGGACACACACACACACACACACACGCUUAUGGCACCAGCCUGGACUCUAGAGUAAGGGCGUCCCCGUAUCUGUGUAGGUGUGCACGUGUGCAUGCUGGUGUUUGGGACACACACACACACACACACUUAGGGCACCAGGCUGGACUCUAGAGUAAGGGCGUCCCCGUAUCUGUGUAUAGAUGUGCACGUGUGCAUGCUGGUGUUUGGGACACACACACACACACACCGUCUCUCUCAUGGCACCAGCCUGGACUGUAGAGUAAGGGCGUCCCCGUAUCUGUGUGUAGGUGUACACGUGUGCAUGCUGGUGUUUGGGACACACACACAUCGUCUCUCUCUCAUGGCACCAGCCUGGACUCUAGAGAAAGGGUGUCCGGGCAUCUGUGUGUGGAUGUGCAUGUGUGUGCGUGCUGGUGUUCCAGGCACCUCCUCAUCCAACAGCCCAACCUCUCUCCUGUCCUCCCCUUGGCUAGAAGCAGCUAGCCUCCUGGGAGUGUCCUGUUCUGUUGUAACUCUUCCCCCAGCUUCCUCUUCCUGCUCAGGGAGCAUGUCACUGGGUGAGGUGGAAUGAGACACAGCUGGGCUGGGAGUCAGUAGCUGGCUUUGUGGGCCUGCAAGGCCCUUCCCCUCUCGGGGCUCCGCUUUUCUCAUCUGUAAGAUGAUCUCGAUUCUGUGCUCUCUAGCCCUGUGGUUGGAUACUGCCCGCAACUGCGACUGUCCCCUCAGCUUCUCCCUUUUCAAGGUGCUAUGCCUACAGCCCUGCAGGCUGGGACGCUGCUCCCCCCAACCACCAGGGGGCAGGAGCGCACUACUCGCUCUAGUUGCCAGAGCGGCUGCCCAGUGCCCAAUCAGCAGACCUCCCGGGCCUGGGGACAGGUCUUUCCCGUUCCUGUGGUGGUUUUCAGCUGAUGGCUGGAUUCCUGUUUAUCAAUUUCCUGUGUUUAUAUGCCUGCUGCCCCAGUGGAGGCUGGGCAAGGUGCUCCUCUAGCGCUCCCUUCUUACCUCAGAUGCCUGAGCAAAACAAGGCCAAGCAGGAGCAGCUUCCCAGGAGCUGCCAGGCCUGUCGGGGGCUCAGAAAGGUGGUCACACUUCCAGCACGCUGUUCAGGUGAGCUUGUAACCUGCAACCUCCCGUGCUCACCUGCUUCUGAUGCACACACCUAGCACAGGUGAAACACUACAGCCAGAUGACCUCCAAUACACGCCUCUUCUCCCCAGAACGGGAGGGGCGAGCAGGGGCAGGCGGCCCAAGCUGGGCGAGUCCAGUUUUAGGGCAUAUGCAGGCUUGAGCUUAAAUUCAUUUAUUGAUGUGUUGGACACAAUAAAACCACAACUGUUAUCAAAAAGUUUCCCUCCC